Molecule: messenger RNA, 2901 nt
Organism: Pyricularia oryzae 70-15
Lineage: Eukaryota; Fungi; Ascomycota; Sordariomycetes; Magnaporthales; Pyriculariaceae
Exons: 5
Coding region: 1-2901 (966 amino acids)
Cellular component (GO): membrane; Golgi trans cisterna; Golgi medial cisterna
Source: RefSeq, a predicted model, not a curated record
AUGGGCGCCAGCGACUCCAAGCUAGUGUUCAAGAAGGGCAUCUUCAGGCUGUCCGAGGAGAGACACAUCCCCGCCGAUGAUUCCUACUGGACUUCGUUCUGGGAGCUGCCCGAAUCCUCCGAAGACGUCUUUAGCCUCUUCGCGCCCGCCGACAUCCGCCGAACCCGCGACAAUGCGCUCGAGAACCUCGAGACCCUGAUAUUAGCGAUAACAUCGCGCCUCUUCACCCUGCGCCAUCACCCCUCCUUCCCCGACGCCGAGAUCGCCCCGGACCGCGAGGCGCUCAACUGCAUCCGGGUCCUCACCCGGAUCCUGCCAUACCUGUACGAGCUCGAGUCGCUGCAGGCGUGGGAGGAUAGGUUCUUCUGGGGAACCCGGAGGAAGCGCACCAGGCGCGCAAAGCUCGCCAGCGAGGUGCUAUUUGAUGGGUCGCAGCCUACAUCGCCCACGACGACUGACGGCGGCUUUGACGAUGGGGGUGGCAAUGGGGGUGGCAAUGGGGAUAAUAAAAAGCCCAAGGCGGCCGGCGAUGAUGGCUAUGAGGAUGCGAGGCCGCUGGGAGCGGAGCUCAUCGACACAUUGAUUGACCUCCUCUUCUUGACCGAGUUCACGGUCCCGAGGCAGGCGGUUCCUGCAGGUGCCGCGGCGGCAGGCAGACCAAAGGUCAGCUAUGCGAUCUGGCAGAGCGGUGUUGGCUGCAACCAGACUACGCAGACAACGAGGGAAUUCGAGAGCAAUCGGACCGAGAUCCUACGGUUGCUGCUGACGCUGUGUAGCCAGAGCAUGUACAUGUCGGCCAAUGUUCUGCCACAGCGUGGGGUGAAGGCGUUGACGCAUAUCUGCACGUGCCCUGAUAAGCAGGUUGUGCUGUCGAUGUUGUGCUCGCUACUGAAUACGACAUUAAAAUACCAGCCUACGAGCUGGCGCGUGCCAUACAAUACGCUACUGACAAGGGACGCCAAACAGACCCUGACAACCUACACCAUGCAGCUCUUAUUAGUUGUCAUUCUAUACCCGGUCCCUGAUAACGCCAAUGGCCAGGCACAGAAAAACUACUACAGGCACUUCCUGGGUCGGAUACACCGUCCGCAAGACUUUCAGUUCAUUGUGGACGGCAUGACACGCAUUCUCAACCAGCCAAUGCAGGCAAACCCAACAUCCUACAUCCCCGGAGCGGUGGCACAGUCGUCAGCUGCUACGGUCAAGUUCGCCCCCGAAACCAUCAUGCUCUUUUGGGAGACGACUCAGUGCAACAAACGCUUCCGAUCUUUCAUAAUCGACACCCAGCGCGCCCACGACUUUGUAAUAUCGGUUUUAUUCUAUGCGAUUGAGUUCAAGGGGGAUAGCUCGAGGCAGGGUGUAGUCAGGAUGUGUGCCUUCUUGCUGCAGACGCUGAGCAUGGAGAAGAAUUUUGGUAUCAAUUUGAAUAAGAGUUUUGAGGCGCAGGACACCCUGCCGCCUGCCAUUAGGAUACCUGCUUUCCGCGGCACGUACGCGGAUUUCCUCAUCCAGUCCAUUUAUAACCUCAUCACCACGAGCAAGGGCAAGCUAUCAGCUAUAUACCCUGUCCUGCUUGCAGUAAUCAACAACAUAGCGCCCUACCUACAAGGAAUCAACGCUACUACCAGCUCCAGGCUGUUGCAGCUCUUUGCUUCCAUGUCUUCGCCAUCAUUCCUCUUGGCCAACGAGAGCAAUCAUGACCUGUUGCGCUCUCUUCUCGAGGCGAUGAACACAAUUAUUGAGCAUCAGUAUAAGAGUAACGCUGAUUUUGUGCUUGCGGUUUUGAAGAAUAGGAAGCGCAUAGAAGCAUUACGCAACUUCACGUUAGAGAGCGGACAAGAAGAGAUUGAACGCCGCAAGAAACGGCGAAAAGAGGAUGGCUUGGCCUCAGACCCCCUGUCUGAUGUGGGGUCUACUCGAAACUCGCUGGAGAGUAUCAACAGCCCAACUACAAUGCCUUCCAGGGAAUCUUCAACACAACCCGGUGCCCCUGCUGGGAAUGAGGAAGACAACACCUUUGCAAUUGGAGAUGACGACGACAGCGAUGACGAGGCAAGACCCACGCCGGCACAGAGCGAUGUGCCUUCACGGUCCUCAUCUGUUGCGUCUACGACGAACCGCCGGGGAAUCCCGCAAUCCGUUGAUGGUGAUGCAGAGGACGCAUUGCCGACCCAGCUCAGGGGCAUGUCGGAGAAAGCACGGGGCAAGAUGCCGGCAGGGUACUCAUUCUCCAGGCAAAACUCAACUACAUCACUUGGAGGCAGCUCUGUUGCCGGGAGUGCUGCUGGCAUGGCUGCUUCAGCGUCCUCGCCAUUCCUAUCUGGGGGCCCUGGCGGCUACUUUGAGCCCACGGCUCAAUGGAUCGACAGUUGGCUACCGGAGCUACCACUACAUACACUCCUGACGCUGAUACAGCAGCUGACGGCGUUGCUUCCAAGGCAAGUCCUCGCGCCAGAAGCGUCGGCCGCCACAGACCCCCGCGGGCACGAGCAGGUACUAUCCCGGAUUCGUAGCACGGAGCUCGUGGGCAUCGAUACGGACGCGGCACACCCGCGCGUGCACUUGUUUGAGUGGUCGCAGCUUGCACUCGGCUGGUAUGAAUCGCUUGUGUGGAGCUUCGUCUUUUCGGCAGAGCUGCAAGCCGCGCGUGGUACGGCGGGAAUCUGGAACGGGACGGCAAUCCGGCUGUUCAGAGUCGUCCAGGACGCCCAGGCUCCGCAGGGUCCGAGUCUGAGCAGCCCGCGCGGCGCGGUCGACGCGGUUGGAAGCAACUUGGUCAGCCGCAUCGGGGCCAUCAACCUGAGGGGCGCGGCGGAGAGUCUAGGCAGGGCUAGUGCGGGUGGGAACGCGGGCGGAGGUGCAAGUGAGGGUGCUGCAAGGAGGGGCAGUGUCGAGAGGUAG